AUGGAUGGUUGGUUAUACAAGGCACAAAAAGUUUUUGAACUAAUGCUUAGCAAGGGCUCGAUGGUUAAUGUUGUCAGUUACAACACAUUGAUAAAUGGCUAUUGUAAGCUUAAAAAAAUAGAUGAGGCCAUGAUGCUUUUUCUAGAUAUGUGUCAUAAGGGAUUUGUUCCAGAUACCGUUACUUAUAACACUCUUGUGAACAGGUUUUGCAAAGUGGGUGGAAUACAAGAUGCACAAAGGUUGUUCUUUGAGAUGCAAGAUUGUGGCCAACUUCCAAAUUUUCAAACUUAUGUUGUUCUACUGGAUGGCCUGUUUAAAAACCGACAACUUUCCAGGGCAAUGCAAUUGUUUAGAGAGAUGGAAGCGAAGAAGUUGGAUGUUAAUAUUGUGGUUUACACUAUUCUUAUUGAAGGACUUCAACCUAAUGUGUGGACAUACAAUAUAAUGAUUAAUGGACUAUGUAUCGGGGGUGUAAAAAGUGAAGCAGAAAAGUUGCUUGUCGAAAUGGAAGAGAAAGGCUGUUCUCCAGAUGGUUGCACAUAUAACACAAUUAUCAGAGGGUUUAUCAGUAACAAUGAGACAUCAAGGGCGAUGGUACUUAUUCAACAAAUAGUGGGGAAUGGUUUCUCUGCAGAUGCAUCAACAAUAAGGUUGAUAGUUCAAUUACUGUCGAGAGAUAGAGUCGAUCCUGCUUUGUUGCUGUUGAUAAAAGAAUCACUGUGA
Messenger RNA from Prunus armeniaca (apricot), 723 nucleotides. Lineage: Eukaryota; Viridiplantae; Streptophyta; Magnoliopsida; Rosales; Rosaceae. The record is from the annotation of a GenBank genome assembly.